AUGGCGCAGUACAAGGGCACCCUGCGCGAGGCGGGCCGCGCCAUGCACCUGCAGCAGAAGCGCGAGAAGCAGAAGGCGCAGCUGGCCGUGCUGCGGCAGCGCAUCGCGCGCGAGACGCUGCUCAAGUCCAAGGUGGACAAGCGCUUCGCGGCGCACUACGACGCCGUGGAGGCCGAGCUCAAGUCGAGCACGGUGGGGCUGGUGACGCUGCGCGACAUGCAGGCCAGGCAGGCGGCGCUGGUGCGGGCGCGCGCGCUGCAGCUGGCCCGGCGCGAGCAGCGGGACGCGCGGCGGCUGCAGCUGGAGGCGCGGCGCGAGCGCGCGCGGCGGCGGCGGGCGCGCGGGGCCGGGGCGCGCGGCCUGUCCUUCGCGCUCGACGACUACGACGACCCCGACGACGGCGAGCCGGGCCAGCCGGGCCAGCCGGGCCAGCCGGGCCAGCCGGGCGAGCAGGGCGGCGGGCGGCGGCCGCUGGGCAAGGACCCCGCCGUGGACACCAGCUUCCUGCCCGACCGCGAGCGCGAGGAGGCCGAGCGGCGGCUGCGCGAGGAGCUGCGGCGCGAGUGGGAGGCGCGGCGCGAGGAGGUGAAGCGCCAGGAGAUGGACGUGACCUUCAGCUACUGGGACGGCUCGGGCCACCGGCGCACGGCGCGCGUGCACAAGGGCAGCACCGUGCAGCAGUUCCUGCGCGCCGCGCUGCAGGCCCUGCGCGGGGACUUCCGCGAGCUGCGCGCCGCGGGCGUGGAGCAGCUCAUGUACGUCAAGGAGGACCUGAUCCUGCCGCACUACCACACCUUCUACGACUUCAUCGUGGCGCGCGCGCGCGGCAAGAGCGGGCCCCUCUUCAGCUUCGACGUGCACGACGACGUGCGCCUGCGGGGCGACGCCACGCUGGAGAAGGACGAGUCGCACGCGGGCAAGGUGGUGCUGCGCAGCUGGUACGAGAAGAACAAGCACAUCUUCCCCGCCAGCCGCUGGGAGCCCUACGACCCCGAGAAGAAGUGGGACAAGUACACCAUCCGCUGACCCGCCCCGCGCCCCAAUAAAGCGAGGCCCGCCCGCGG
This is a messenger RNA of Sorex araneus (European shrew), 1064 nucleotides long. RefSeq names its product family with sequence similarity 50 member B (gene FAM50B). Gene Ontology annotation, biological process: chromatin organization. Lineage: Eukaryota; Metazoa; Chordata; Mammalia; Eulipotyphla; Soricidae. Gene Ontology annotation, cellular component: nucleus. Bases 1 to 1026 code for a protein of 341 amino acids. The record is from RefSeq and is a predicted model, not a curated record. The transcript has a single exon.